AUGAGCUCCCUCCUUGGCAUGAGCCGCUCCCUUGCCGCCUUCGAGCAGGGGCUGCGCAGCCUGGGGCAGCCCCCCAGACGCAUGACAUCUAGGGCGUGUGCGCCCCGUCCACAGCGAGAGGUGCCCCUCUGUCCGCUGAUGCCACGUGGUGAGACGCAGAACGCGGACACCCUGCCGGGUCCCACCAACUGGCCACUGCUGGGCAGUCUGCUGGAGAUUCUUUGGAAAGGGGGCCUGAAGAAACAGCAUGACACUCUGGUAGAGUACCACAAGAAGUAUGGCAAAAUUUUUCGGAUGAAGCUGGGUUCCUUCGACUCAGUGCAUCUGGGCUCCCCGUGCCUCUUGGAAGCGCUGUACCGCACCGAGAGCGCCUAUCCCCAGCGGCUGGAGAUCAAGCCGUGGAAGGCCUAUCGCGACUACCGCAAGGAGGGCUACGGACUGCUGAUCUUGGAAGGAGAAGACUGGCAGAGGGUGCGGAGUGCCUUUCAAAAGAAACUAAUGAAACCAGUGGAAAUUAUGAAGCUGGACAACAAAAUCAAUGAGGUGCUGGCGGAUUUUAUGGGAAGGAUAGAUGAGCUCUGUGAUGGAAGAGGCUGCAUGGAAGACCUGUACCGAGAGCUCAACAAAUGGUCCUUUGAAAGUAUCUGCCUCGUGUUAUAUGGGAAGAGAUUUGGGCUCCUUCAGAAGAACGCUGGGGAAGACGCCCUGAACUUCAUCGAGGCCAUCAAAACAAUGAUGAGCACUUUUGGGAGGAUGAUGGUCACGCCGGUCGAGCUGCACAGGAGCCUCAACACCAAGGUCUGGCAGGCCCACACGCUGGCCUGGGACACCAUCUUCAAAUCAGUCAAGUCCUGUGUCAACAGCCGGUUGGAGAAAUACUCUCAGCAGCCUGGUGCUGAUUUCCUCUGUGAUAUUUACCAGCACAGUCAGCUCUCUAGGAAGGAACUCUACGCGGCCGUCACAGAGCUCCAGCUGGCUGCUGUAGAAACGACAGCAAACAGCUUGAUGUGGAUUCUCUAUAACUUAUCCCGUAAUCCCCAAGUGCAACAAAAACUUCUUAAAGAAAUUCAAAGUGUAUUGCCUAAGAAUCAAACGCCACGGGCCAGAGAUCUGCAGAAUAUGCCGUAUUUAAAGGCCUGUCUGAAAGAAUCUAUGAGGCUUACCCCAAGUGUACCAUUUACAACUCGGACUCUUGACAAGGCAACAGUCCUGGGUGAAUAUGUUUUACCCAAAGGAACAGUGCUGAUGCUGAAUACCCAGGUGCUGGGGUCCAAUGAAGACAAUUUUGAGGAUUCAAGUCAGUUUAGACCUGAACGUUGGCUUCAGGAGAAGAAAAAGAUUAAUCCUUUUGCGCAUCUUCCAUUUGGCCUUGGGAAAAGGAUGUGCAUUGGCCGCCGUUUGGCUGAGCUCCAGCUCCACUUAGCUCUCUGCUGGAUCGUCCGCAAAUAUGACAUCGUGGCCACAGACACGGAGCCUGUUGAGAUGCUGCACCUGGGUAUCCUGGUGCCCAGCCGGCAGCUCCCCAUUGCAUUCCGCCAGCGGUAAGAACUCAG
Molecule: messenger RNA, 1553 nt
Organism: Urocitellus parryii (Arctic ground squirrel)
Lineage: Eukaryota; Metazoa; Chordata; Mammalia; Rodentia; Sciuridae
Gene: Cyp24a1
Product: cytochrome P450 family 24 subfamily A member 1
Biological process (GO): cholesterol metabolic process; cellular response to peptide hormone stimulus; cortisol metabolic process
Cellular component (GO): mitochondrial inner membrane
Molecular function (GO): heme binding; monooxygenase activity; iron ion binding
Source: RefSeq, a predicted model, not a curated record